Molecule: messenger RNA, 829 nt
Organism: Carlito syrichta (Philippine tarsier)
Lineage: Eukaryota; Metazoa; Chordata; Mammalia; Primates; Tarsiidae
Gene: LASP1
Product: LIM and SH3 protein 1
Exons: 6
Coding region: 42-713 (223 amino acids)
Cellular component (GO): focal adhesion
Molecular function (GO): actin filament binding
Source: RefSeq, a predicted model, not a curated record
AGUUCUGGCAUAAAGCAUGCUUCCACUGCGAGACCUGCAAGAUGACGCUGAACAUGAAGAACUACAAAGGUUACGAGAAGAAGCCCUACUGCAACGCACACUACCCCAAGCAGUCCUUCACCAUGGUGGCCGACACCCCAGAAAACCUUCGCCUCAAGCAACAGAGCGAGCUCCAGAGUCAGGUGCGCUACAAGGAGGAAUUUGAGAAGAACAAGGGCAAGGGCUUCAGCGUGGUGGCAGACACCCCCGAACUCCAGAGAAUCAAGAAGACCCAGGACCAGAUCAGUAACAUAAAAUACCAUGAGGAGUUUGAGAAGAGCCGCAUGGGCCCCAGCGGGGGCGAGGGCCUGGAACCGGAGCGCCGGGACUCCCAGGACAGCUGCAGCUACCGGCGGCCCCCGGAACAGCAGCCUCACCACAUCCCGACCAGUGCCCCGGUUUACCAGCAGCCCCAGCAGCAGCAGGGGGCCCAGUCCUAUGGCUACAAGGAGCCUGCAGUCCCGGUCUCCACACAGCGCAGCGCCCCAGGUGGCGGCGGGAAGCGGUACCGCGCAGUGUACGACUACAGCGCCGCGGACGAGGAUGAGGUCUCCUUCCAGGAUGGAGACACCAUCAUCAACGUGCAGCAGAUCGAUGACGGCUGGAUGUACGGCACGGUGGAGCGCACCGGCGACACGGGGAUGCUGCCAGCCAACUACGUGGAGGCCAUCUGAACCCCGUGGGCCCCACUCAUCUUCAGCGCAUUCCACGGCAUCGCAUCCGUCCUGGGCGCGGCCCGUCCACCCUUCAGUGUCUCUGUUUUUAAAAAUCUGCCACUGCUUGUGAUUCC